AUGCUUGUUACAGACUACGGGCUGCCUUUCGAGCCUCUGGCCUCGGAGGUGCCUGUAUGCGACCUGUACCUCGGUCCCAACUCCAUAUUCCACGAAACUCUGGAGAACCUUUGGGGAAGCGGUGUUACGCGCGUAUCGCUGGUAGUAGAGAAAAACAAAGAGAACUUAUUUAAAAGGUACCAACGCAAGUACCAAUUCGGACGCCGCCAAGGCCACAUAGACGUCUCCGUACUCGCGCUCAAUGUAGACAAGGUUCUGCCGGGGAACGUGAUAAGAGAGCUCACAGCAGUGCUGGGUGGUCUGGAAGACUUUGUCAUGCUCUACUGGAACACGCUGCUGACAGUACCUCUAUCUGAUGCACUGGAUCUGCAUCAAUCCAGGACAAAGGAACGCCAGCGCUACUCUAUGAGCGUGCUGUACUUCGAGGAUGAUCGCCAGAAGAGGUUCAGCAAGCCCGCAGACGACUGCAUGAUCAUUCUCAGCGAACAGUCCGAAGUCUUGGCAUAUGGCCCGGGCGCCGAUGACCUUGAGAUCGAUAAGGAGUGGCUGCGGAGAUGCGAUAACAGCUCCCGAUUUUCGCUGAGAUACGAUCUCUGCAGGACCGGCAUAUACAUCUGCAACAAACAGGUUGCAGAACAUUUUAACAACUGGUACGAACACCAGGAGAUGGAUGAGUACAUAGUCGACUGCUUGAACCGGGAGUUCAAAACUGACGAAGUGUAUGCCACCAUACUCAAGGCUGAUGUUAUGUUCCCGACGUACCCCCCGGCAAUCAGGAUCGAGACGCCCAAGGACUACCACACCGUGUUCAUGGAGUACAUCACGCGAUUCCAGGGAGACGAGGCUCCGUCGCAAAAGGGCGUUGCCAACCACAAUCCGCAGUGCGGGCCCCUGGUUCAUGAGGGGAUUGUGGUCAGCAAAAACAACAUCGUAGGUAAAUACGUCAAGGUGGGAGAGCGGUCUGACAUCAGCCGCUGCAUCAUCUUCGACGACGUCACCAUAGGUGCUGAUUGCUCAAUUCAUGACUCUAUCAUCAUGAACGGUGUUGUCAUCGAUGACGCCACCGUCAUCCCCCCAGGGUCGAUCGUCUGUUCCAACGUCCAUGUCAAAUGCGACAUGGUGAAAGGGCUGACGCACGGUCUCAGAGCGUCCAAAAUGCCAACGAGGUACAUCGACCUUACGACGCCGGAGGGAGAGGCGCAGCCACUGCAGGAACAAGGGGAAAGCGUCCACGUGUGGCCCGUGCACGCCUUCGGGAAGCUAGAAGACACUUAUAUCGGCAAGUCGUUCUACGACCUGGUGAAUUUCAAGGUGCCAUCGCAGGAAUCCACUGCUCUGGGAAGCGAUGAUGAAGACGAGUCGGAAGACGAGGGAGAUGAAAGAGAGGGAUCGAGGCGGCGGUCUGAAGAUUUCGAUUCGGAUUCACGCAGCGACAGUGAAGAGUCUGACAUCGAUGACGAAUCGACGAAUCCGCAAAAACUGAUGAAGGACGACGUUGCCGAGGAAUUCAAAACACUGAUUGUGGAGUGCCUGGAAGCACCCUCGCAACUCCCGAACAAGGUGCUUGAAAUCAAGAGUCUCAAAAUCAGCCAUAAUUUGCAAAAGGCAGACAUGGUCAAGGCCGCCCUGAAAUACGCACUCGAUUGGGUAGUGGAGCGUGCCAACAACGAAGAGCAACUCCAGGGACUCAUCGAGGAGGCACAGCUCAAGGAAUUACUGGACACAUUUGAACACGAAAUGGAGGAACUAGACCACUACGAAGAUAUAUUCAAAGCGUGCUCGGAAAAGCAAAAGGACGUGGAGUUUUUCUCGUACCUUUGCGAGGCACUGUACCACUCAGACAUCAUGGAAUUCGAAAUGCUGCACGAUUGGCUCGUGAGAAACGGCAUAUCCGGGUCACGCAUAAACUCUUUCGCCAAAUGGUUGGCGGAAGAAUAA
This is a messenger RNA of Babesia ovata, 1938 nucleotides long. Its product is annotated as translation initiation factor eIF-2B subunit epsilon-like protein. The transcript has 3 exons. Bases 1 to 1938 code for a protein of 645 amino acids. Lineage: Eukaryota; Apicomplexa; Aconoidasida; Piroplasmida; Babesiidae. Gene Ontology annotation, cellular component: eukaryotic translation initiation factor 2B complex. The record is from RefSeq and is a predicted model, not a curated record. Gene Ontology annotation, molecular function: translation initiation factor binding; guanyl-nucleotide exchange factor activity; translation initiation factor activity.